Messenger RNA from Daphnia carinata, 3925 nucleotides. Its product is annotated as tectonin beta-propeller repeat-containing protein 2-like. NCBI's taxonomy places the organism in Eukaryota, Metazoa, Arthropoda, Branchiopoda, Diplostraca, Daphniidae. The coding region runs from base 31 to 3846 and encodes 1271 amino acids. The transcript has 9 exons. The record is from RefSeq and is a predicted model, not a curated record. Gene Ontology annotation, molecular function: protein binding.
UGUGUAGCCGUUCACUCCGAAGACGACAGCAUGAGCGGAACAAUCGUCGGUAUUACACAACGUGCAUCGCAAAAUCAACAUAAAAAUGGACCGACUGACCACCCCGUUUAUAGAGAAUGGGCCCCUCUUUCUCACGUAAUUGAAAAGAUUCCUCCGAGGUUUCACCAAGGAUUUGUGUCUAAAGAACUUAUUCUGACCUGUGUCACCAUAAGUUGUGAUUCAAUAGUAUUGGGUUCGAAUGCUGGAGUUCUGUUUUGGUUCGGUCGCAGCAAUCAUAGUGUGAGCAGAAGAAGUGUUGAUGACAAAUUCAUACCUAUUACAGCCUUAGCUAUUACCCUUUGUCAAUAUGGAGAAAUCCUGGCGGCUGGCAAUCUUGCAGGAACAGUUGCCAUAUUUUCCACAAAUGCUGUGCAGUCAAGCCCUAUAACAAUGUUUAGUGGUGAACAUAAGUCUUCUGUUACUACGCUCUGUUGGGAUGGAAGUGGAAUUCAGCUAUUAUCUGGUGAUGAAGAAGGGAGAGUUUUUCUUAGCAAAUUUGAGCACAACAUCAUUUGUCCAAUCAAACAAGUUCUGCUUGAACCAUCAGCUAUUGUCCAACUCCGAUUUCACCCACUAGAAAACAACAUUGUACUAGUUUCUUCUAUGAAAAGAACGUUGGUUGCAGAGAUUGUUGCCCACGACACGAAACAAAAUCAAGUGGGUCUACAAGAUCGUAAAAAUCCAGCGCCAUUUGGAGCUGAUUUUGGCUAUUUUGGAAAUGAAACGGUUAUCUACAGCGCCCGCCCAGGAACUCGCCUUUGGCUCUCCGAUUGUCAAGGGUCCGUCCGCCAGACUUUGAUAUUCAAGGAAUCCCUUUCAAAGCCACGUUCCAAACUAAUUUUAUUAUCCAUUCACGAAGAAUAUCGCAACGUAGAAGACCCCCACUUCGGACCCGUUUAUUGCCUAAGCAAUGGCUUUGUUUUAACUCACAGCCCCACUAGCCUUUUCAUUUUAGAUACCGGUCGAAUGGGGGACGAAUCGGGACAAGUGUCCGUCCUUUGUUCUAGUCGUUUCAAUCCCAAAAGCCUCCGGCAUGCAGCUAUUUUCCACAACGAGAUAUUUCUUUUGCUAGAAAACCGCAUUUUGAUCCGCAUUUCCGACCGGCCCGACCGAUCCCCCACUCUUCCGUCUUCGUCUGCCACGCUCGACCGAUCCUUACUUUCUGGCUGGAGAGAUAAAUUACCGUUAACCAAACCGACCUUCCAGUCAACCAUUACGAAAUUAGCCAACAAAAUCUCCGAUGUCGAUAUCAAACCGUUGUCCGUUCCCGUAACAAACACAGCUCCAUACAUCAUAGAAUCGCUAUCCAACGCGUUAGCUCCACUUUUCAAUGACAUGAAAACGGUACCAAUCAGCAGAUGUCCACCACCUAAACCGAUCCAACCACAUUUCUUAAAUCGUACGCGAACUCCGAGUCCAACUUCAUCGGUAGAACGAUCCUCACCCAUGUCACAAACGGAAGGAAUGAAUCGUUCAGAAUCGAAUCAUUUUGAUUCUCCACUUUCAAACGGAUCGUCUGGCCAAGCCUCGCCGAUGGAAGGAUCUAUUUGUCCAGAGGAAGAACAAUUGGUCUAUGGGUCGUACAUCGGUCGGAAGCGAAAAUUGAAACUUAACCGCAAAUUUUAUGCUCAAGAUGAUGUGGUGCCUUUCGUAGAACCAUGUGAAACUACACCUGUGAACGGAGUGGAGACUUGGUUGGAGAAUGCAUCCUCUCCUCCUGCUGUCAAAGAUGAUUUUCUUGAAGAACUGAAGAGGAAAGAUCAACUUCUUGCUCAGCUGUUACAUUUGGAUCAGGUGAUUAACAGUCCAAACGAACCAACUCAAGUUGAUGAAGAACCAGUUGUGGAGACUGAACAAAUGGAUCAUCCUGCUGGUUCUGAAAUGGAAAACGCAGUCCCUGUUUCAGAGGAUACCUCCUCCAUUAAUGAAGAACUUGAGGACAAUUCAAAAGAUACAGUGUGUAGUAUUUACGCAAAUGAAGAUCCACACGACAAGAGCAACCCGCAUUCAAUAAUUACUACCACAGAAUCAACCCCCAGUCACCUGGCUGUUUCGAGUGGAGAUUAUGAAAAUAUUUCAGUAGAGGAAUUGUCAGAAUGGAUUAUUUGUCCAAUAGAUGCUAAGCAAAAGGUGACAAGUGUAUCGGCAAGUCAGCACUAUGUCGUCAUCAUCUACGGCCACAAAUACGUUUAUUAUCAGUCAACAGAGUCCUCCUUUCAGGCUAGGGAUUGGUUACCCAUUGAAACGCCCGCUAGCCAAAUUGCUGUUUCUAGUUGUGGCCAGCAGCUUUGGAGACUUUAUAAAGGAACCGCCUACCAAGGCCUGAUUGUCAAUCCACACUGUCCAGUUGCACAGCACUGGAACACAUUAGACAGCUACAUUUCAUCCAUUGGCAUAGUUCAGUUGGUUUCCCCGGACACCGUGGAUGAUUAUAUUUGGAUGCUACAUACUAAUGGAUCCGUUAGUUAUCGAUCCGUCAAGUCUCCAAAAAAAAUGGUUCUAGUUGACGUACCGGGAACCGUUUCGCAGCUUCGUUGUCACAGCGACCUUGUUUUCGUCCUCUUGACCAACGGAGCUCUAUACUGUCGAUCAAGGAUUAACAAUAAAUCACCUAUGGGAGUCGGUUGGCAACGCCAAGAUACUCCUGGAGAACUAUUAACCAUGGCGCUAAGUCCCGCCCGUUAUUUAUGGGCUCUCAAUCAGUCAGAGCAAAUGUUCUUCAGAACUGCACAUGACAAGCGAUGGUGGCAGGUGUCUUCCGUGUUACCACCUGAAUGGCAGCUUAAAAGUGCCAAUUGGCUCAACGUUUCGUCCAUUUUCAAACGUCAAAGCUCUCGCUUUGAAAUGGCCGUGACCAAUUCACGUAUUUGCUUGGCACUUCUUGGAUCUUCUCUCUUGAUGACAGCUCAAAAUUUAAUAGGAUAUUCUUGGGAAAAAGUUAACUGGGCCAAUGGACUUCAUUACAACGAUGUUCAGUCGUGGCAUAAAAUAAGCGCAAACGGAUUCAACCAUGAAGAUAAAGUGGGCGUCGUUUGGCUUGUCGAUGAUAAGCAACGGUUGUAUUGCUUUUACGGCGAUGAACAAUUAGAACAAGUGUCUCUACCAACAGAUAGCCCCAUCCUCCACCUUUCCGUUAUAGGCAAUCAACUUUGGCUUUUGACCACUGACGGAGAAAUAUUCGUUCGCGUGAAAAAUUCUAAUCCCAUUGGCAGCGGCUGGGUCAAUUUAUCCACCGCGCAAUUCCAAUCGAGCAGCAGACUACGCUAUGUGUCGUUAGGCCCUGAGUUAGCUUGGGCAUGUGAUCAACACGGCCAAAUCUAUUUUCGAUCUGGUGAUAAUGGACCUCCCACUCUUCUGGCACCUGCUUGGAUUGCUGUUGAUGAACUUGAUAUAUCUUUUAAAGAGAUCCAUGUUUCUUCCAAUCUGGCCGUGUGGGCUUUGGACAACAAUGGCUGCGUCUACGUCAGAGAAGGUGUAACACGCCAGCUACCCAUCGGCACGGGAUGGAACCUUGUCGAAGGUGUCGAGGCUACUCAGCUCGCUGUCAGUGGGAACGCCAUCUGGGCAUUGACGAACAACGGUUCUAUUUUUCGCCGAAGUGGUAUUACACAGCAAAAUCACUCUGGAAACAAAUGGUAUAUGAUACCCGGCUCAUUCAGAUACAUUUCUGUGACUAUCGAUGACAAAUUAUGGGUUUUAGACUCCAACGGGGAGGUUUACCAAUUAUUGACAUCAUCCCCUUUGAAAAGCGACGAAGGACAACGCUAUGAAGUCCUACAUCUAGAUGAAGACUGGGUCUUACUAUAAUGCCUAAAAACUUACCGAGUGACCAAAUAAGAUUGCAAGACAAAUGAAGAGUUAUAUUACAAUAAUUUAUGUCGCCUUA